AUGUUAGUGUUGCUAUCAUUUCCAAGAGGUACCAAGAUUGAAGAACAGAUAAUAAUUGGAACCCCAGGGACUGUCCUAGACUGGUGUUUCAAAUUGAGGCUGCUGGAUGUAAAGAAGAUCUCUGUGUUUGUGCUGGAUGAAGCGGAUGUUAUGAUUGACACACAGGGCUUCUUAGACCAGAGUGUUCGCAUUCAGAGAACAUUACCACAGGAUUGUCAGAUGCUCCUCUUCUCAGCAACCUUUGAGGAUGCCGUGUUGCGGUUUGCUGAGCAGAUCAUCCCUGACCCCAACAUAAUUAAACUCUGCCGAGAGGAGAUGACCUUGACCAAUAUCAGGCAGUACUACUUUUUGUGUGAGAAUAAACAAGAUAAAUACAAGGCCCUGUGCAAUAUCUAUGGGAGCAUCACUGUUGGCCAAGCUAUCAUCUUCUGUCAGACUCGUAGAAAUGCCAAAUGGUUAUCGCUGGAACUGACUCAGGAUGGGCACAAAGUGUCUGUCUUGAGUGGGGAGCUGACAGUUGAGGAACGGGCAGCUGUAAUCCAAAGGUUUCGUGAUGGAAAAGAGAAGGUCCUUAUCACAACUAAUGUCUGUGCUAGAGGUAUUGAUGUGAAACAGGUCACAAUUGUUGUGAAUUUUAAACUCCCGGCAAACCAGUUGCGGUGUCCAGACUUUGAGACCUACCUACACCGCAUAGGGCGAACAGGUCGUUUUGGGAAAAAGGGCCUAGCCUUCAACAUGGUGGAAAGACACAACUUACCACUGCUACAAAGCAUUGAAGAGCACUUCAAGACCAAGAUUAAGCAGUUGGACCCAGAUGACAUGGAUGAGAUUGAGAAGAUUGAAUAUUAAAUAAACCAGAGGUAUUUGGAAUCAAAGGGAGAUUUUUCUUUAGCCUUAGACGUCAAUAUUUUUUCUGUUUAAAACAUUGAAAUAGUUUAAGUGAAACGUAUUGCCAUGUUUGGAAAUGGUGAUAGUCUGCCAGAGGAUAUUGUAUGUUUAUCAUAAAGAAUUUAGGAAAAGAAAAAGAAACUUAUUCUCAUGGCUUCAGAAUGUUUCCUAUUUUUCCCUUCUCAUGGACUCCUGUGUGUCUCAUUACCAAGAUAUUGGCAGGUUUACUAAAAAGCAAAGGAGGAUAUUCUCUCAUCUGACCAAGUUUCCCUUUCCCACAUCAUUCCCAGGGUACAUCUCCAUCCAAAGUAGUGACUUAGUGAAGCAAGUUGUUCAGAUGAAUUAAACUACCAACAUAAAACUGACAUCCAUAUGAUGACUGACACAAAUCAUGAAUAUUCCUAGCCAUUGGAUGGCAAGGGUUGCUUUCACACUCGUGGAUGAGGCAACACUGGCUUUCCUGCAGAGGAAUAAUAAAGAAACAACACUUCCCAUUUUAAUCAUCAGGCAUCACCUCUACUCUCCUAUGUUAUAUCAAGAAUUAAAAUAAUACAUGUGCUUGUUAACUUUCUUUCCACUAGAUGGCAGCAUUAUUUCAUAAACAUAUCCUGCCCUGUAGCUCUGAGCAUCACAGGCUUUGCAUUUAACUUGGCAAACUACAUUUUCUUUUAGUUCAGAAAUACUGUUUUGAGCCUGUAGUUAAAAUCUUUUUAGCUGAUCCAAGAUUACCUCAGGACAGAGAGAAGUCAAACUUUCCUGAGCCACAGAAAUCUCUCAACUCUGACCUACCUCUUAAAGACUCUGGACAGGAGAUCAAGUCAUCUUUAGAACUUUUUGAAUGUUUCACUUAAACAGUAUCUUUCAAAGAUAUUUGAACAAUACAGUAGGUUUUUAGAACUAUUCUCUCUAUUAAUUGUGUUACUGAAAUAUCUAUCCACUGCUUUACCUGUUCUGCUCCUUGUUAGAUAUACCGACAGUGGAAAAUAGGUGUAUUAAAUGGCUCAUUUGUUCCUCAAA
Dermochelys coriacea (leatherback sea turtle) is the source of this 1905-nucleotide messenger RNA. RefSeq names its product DEAD-box helicase 25 (gene DDX25). The transcript has 6 exons. Gene Ontology annotation, cellular component: nucleus; cytoplasmic stress granule. NCBI's taxonomy places the organism in Eukaryota, Metazoa, Chordata, Testudines, Dermochelyidae. Gene Ontology annotation, molecular function: RNA binding; RNA helicase activity; ATP binding. Bases 1 to 849 code for a protein of 282 amino acids. The record is from RefSeq and is a predicted model, not a curated record. Gene Ontology annotation, biological process: poly(A)+ mRNA export from nucleus.